Molecule: messenger RNA, 930 nt
Organism: Lepisosteus oculatus (spotted gar)
Lineage: Eukaryota; Metazoa; Chordata; Actinopteri; Semionotiformes; Lepisosteidae
Source: RefSeq, a predicted model, not a curated record
AUGAGUAGAACUAACAGCACUCUGCACUCUGAGUUCAUCAUUGCUGGACUACCAAUCCUACAGGAACAGGGCACUGCACUCUUCAUCUUCUUCCUAAUCCUCUUCUUGGCCACAUUCCUUGGUAAUCUGCUCAUCGUGGUGUUAAUAUCCCUGGACCACCGGCUGCACAUGCCCAUGUACUUCUUCCUGUGGAACCUGGCUGUCUUAGAUAUACUGCUGACUAGUACCAUCAUACCGAAGAUGCUAGCAGGGCUUUUAGGUCAUAAAUCCAUCUCCUUCUCAGGUUGCUUUGUACAGAUGUAUUUUCUCAUCUCAUUUACAGCUGUUGAGGGAUUCCUUGUUGCUGCCAUGGCUUAUGACAGAUAUAUUGCUGUAGUGAAACCACUGAAUUACAACACCAUCAUCAACACAAAGGUUUGUAUUACAAUGACAUCCACAGUUUGGGUACUGGGCUUCUUUGUUCCUAUUUUGUCUGUAGCACCGGCCAGCACUUUGCCAUUCUGUGGUUCAAACCUUAUCCUUCACAUUGUCUGUGACUACCCCACUGUAAUGUUAUUAGCUUCUGGUGAUGUUACUGUUCAAGUCAAUUUUACUCUAAUAAUGGCCAUGAUCGCAAUUUAUGUCCCUUUUCUCUAUGUCUUAUGGACAUACUGCAGAAUCAUAGCCUCAAUAAUGAGACUGAAAACUGUGGAAAGCCGUAAGAAGGCCUUUUCAAUGUGCUCUUCACAUAUGACAGUGGUCUUUCUAUAUUAUGUGUCCAAUUCUGUGGUGUAUAUUGGGUUGAGAGUGGAGAGUAUUCCUUCUGAUGGACGCAUCUUCAUUGGUGCAGUGUACUAUUUCCUCACGCCUUUGUUCAACCCUAUUAUAUACUGUCUAAGGAAUGAAAAAAUCAAGCUGGCACUUCAAAGCUUUUUUAGGCUCAAGUCUUAG